Messenger RNA from Dentiscutata erythropus, 135 nucleotides. NCBI's taxonomy places the organism in Eukaryota, Fungi, Glomeromycota, Glomeromycetes, Diversisporales, Gigasporaceae. The record is from the annotation of a GenBank genome assembly.
AUGCCCGCUAUUUUGUUAUCCUUAGAAGACAUUGAGAGAUGUUUCGAGAUGUAUGAACGUAAUUUGUGGGGUAAAUUUAGGGCAACGAUUUGGGGGGUAAAUAUGUCAACUGGACAGGAAGGACAGCAAGGAUAA